AUGGUGCUACCAAAGGAAGCCGAAGAGACAAUUGCCUUGCUUUUCCCGCCGGAAAACGACCCGGCGGCCAGCCCGGGCCCCCAGCGCACAGGCACCCCGACACCAUACACGGUCUAUCCCGAGGAGCUUCUCCACGCGACGCCCAACGGCAGCAAAUGCUAUGUGGGGCUCCAGAGCCUCACGCGGCUGUUUAUGGACGCGCUGGGCGAGGAAAACCGCGCGCAGAGCCCGGGCGGCGCCGGCCCCAACAGACACUCCAUCGUGCAGUUUGGCCUGUCUCGCUUGAGCGCCCUCCUGCGGCAGAAAGUGCAUUUGUGGGACGAAACGGAUGCCGACCACGCCGGCGGGCCGCGCGACGCGCCGGGCCGCAUGUCUGUUUCGGGCAGCAGUGCCGCCAGCUCUCUAUUCGCAUGGUCUUCUGGAGAUAAGUAUAUUGCUGCGCGCAAACGAGAGCUCCAGCAACAGCGGGAGCUUGCACAGAGGGAGCUUCCGAGAAGGAACGGUUCGGACCCGGCCCGGCCAGAACCAGAGCCAGCAGUGCCGCGAACCGCUGGGAUGGCCGCUUGGGGGCUCGCGCCUCUGAUUUCGGCCGGCCCUCUGAUUUCGGCGGGCCCCCUGACUUCGGCCAGCCCUCGGGGGCCUGAAACACCACUGACCGUGGUCCUGCGGACGGAGCCGCCAAGCAGGCCGCAGCUCGAUACAUCGCCCGCUGGGCGAGCCACCUCAAAGCCAGAGCUCCGGGAAACAGGGCCCCCGCAGUCAGAGCCUCUGAUCCGAGCCGCGCCUUCCAGCGGCCCACCUUUGGCCCGGCCACAGAAGUCCAACUUGGGCCACCGGCUCGCCGCAGUGGUGCAGCGUGAAAGCAACCGGUUUAUCCAGGACCGCAUCGACCUCAUCAAGGCUCACCAUCUGAAACAGGCCUCCAGAAAGCUCGACGAGCGCCGCCGCCGGGACCACGAAAUGCAUCUACACCGCGUGCAGCUCAAGGAGGAAAAGGACCGGCAUGGCCGCGAACACAGCGCUCCAGGACGGAAAACCCGGUCUGCUGGCGUCUCCUCCGCAAGGCCCGGGCCUGGCCUUGUCGCCUGA
Molecule: messenger RNA, 1089 nt
Organism: Metschnikowia bicuspidata var. bicuspidata NRRL YB-4993
Lineage: Eukaryota; Fungi; Ascomycota; Pichiomycetes; Serinales; Metschnikowiaceae
Exons: 2
Coding region: 1-1089 (362 amino acids)
Source: RefSeq, a predicted model, not a curated record